Messenger RNA from Danio aesculapii, 1812 nucleotides. RefSeq names its product nuclear receptor subfamily 1, group H, member 4 (gene nr1h4). The record is from RefSeq and is a predicted model, not a curated record. The coding region runs from base 200 to 1651 and encodes 483 amino acids. The transcript has 10 exons. Gene Ontology annotation, biological process: positive regulation of transcription by RNA polymerase II; negative regulation of transcription by RNA polymerase II; bile acid signaling pathway. Gene Ontology annotation, molecular function: RNA polymerase II cis-regulatory region sequence-specific DNA binding; nuclear receptor activity; bile acid binding. NCBI's taxonomy places the organism in Eukaryota, Metazoa, Chordata, Actinopteri, Cypriniformes, Danionidae.
CCAUGACCCCAUCCGCUCACACAACUGUCCAGUUGCUACACACAAUCAGCUUGAGGUCUUUUCCCAAAAACCGUAUGGCUUUAAAUAACAAGACGGGAUUUGAGAGCAUACAGCAUCUGAAGCUGAAUUAACCCCAUCAUUUCCACACUGGACUGAAUGAUAUUUGGACACUUUGUAGACUUAACAUACAGGCUUCUGAAUGAAUGAUUGGGUGGGCCAUGACGUCAAUGUGGUGGGACCUUUACAGAUCCCACCCAACGAUGCGUUCCCUUUAUCAGAGAGCUCACACUUUUUUGAUAUUCUGGCAGAGCAGAACAGUCCCUUGCUACAGGACCAGGAGGUCAUGCCCUUCACCAGCUAUCCCAGCAUGCAGUACACUUCAGUGGAGCCCUCCAUGUCAUCACCGUCAUAUUACUCCAGUCAGCAUUGCUACUCACAGUACGGUGCGGAGGAAUGGUACUCUCCGUCUGCCAUGUUUGAGAUGAGGAAAGGACCGUUGGAGGGUGGUUUUGAUAAUGAGCUGGAUGAAUCUUGCCCUGUCGUCCCGACUGUGUGUAAACGGUCAAGACAUGCAGGCCACUCUGGAAAAAGCAAAGGCGAGGAACUGUGUGUGGUCUGUGGAGAUAAAGCAUCAGGGUAUCACUACAAUGCACUCACUUGUGAAGGGUGUAAAGGUUUCUUCAGAAGGAGUAUCACAAAGAAUGCUGUAUAUAAAUGUAAGAGUGGAGGAAACUGUGAGAUGGACAUGUAUAUGCGAAGAAAAUGCCAGGAGUGUCGACUCAGGAAGUGCAAAGAGAUGGGCAUGCUUGCGGAAUGCUUGUUAACAGAAAUCCAGUGCAAAUCCAAACGUCUGAGGAAAAACACGAAAGCCUCGUCUGAUGAAAGUAUAGGGGAUGAUGUCGUUGAUAGUAGAGAUCCUAAACAGGUUGUAUCUUCCACUAAACCCUUCAAGGAAAAUAUAGAACUGAGCCAAGACCAGCAGGCUUUGAUUAAUUAUAUCGUUGAUGCUCACAACAAACAUCGCAUUCCUCAGGAUAUGGCCAAAAAGCUGCUCCAAGAGCAAUUUAAUGCAGAAGAAAACUUCCUUCUGCUAACAGAAAUGGCCACUAGUCAUGUGCAGGUGCUGGUGGAGUUCACCAAAAACAUACCAGGUUUUCAGUCUCUGGAUCAUGAAGACCAGAUCGCUUUAUUAAAAGGUUCUGCAGUAGAGGCCAUGUUUCUGCGUUCAGCCCAGGUCUUCAGCAAGAAACUGCCCAAUGGACACACCGAGGUGCUGGAAGAGAGGAUCAGAAGAAGUGGGAUUUCUGAGGAGUUUAUCACACCCAUGUUUAACUUCUAUAAAAGCAUCGGAGAGCUGCAGAUGAUGCAGGAGGAACAUGCUUUACUCACUGCCAUCACGAUUCUAUCACCAGAUAGACCGUAUGUGAAGGACCAGCAGUCGGUGGACCGUCUGCAGGAGCCCUUGCUGGAGGUACUGAGGAAGGUCUGUAAACUACAGCACCCCCAGGAGCCCCAGCAUUUUGCACGACUUCUCGGUCGCCUAACUGAGCUUCGCACCCUCAACCACCACCACGCUGAAAUGCUGGAAUCAUGGCGCAUGAGUGACCACAAGUUUAACCCCCUCCUCUGUGAGAUCUGGGAUGUUCAGUGAAACAGAAUAUGCACAAUAAAAAAAUGGACGGGUGAAGGAAGAAUGCCAAAGACUUUCACUAAGCUGCCAAACAAUGGAUUUGACCCAGUUUUGACUGUAAAAGUAUUAAAUGUAAACUUAAUAUAUUGUCGAGCGUUAAAUAAAACGAGAUGAUUUUGAGA